This is a messenger RNA of Orbilia oligospora ATCC 24927, 4410 nucleotides long. RefSeq lists its product as uncharacterized. Gene Ontology annotation, biological process: transmembrane transport. The coding region runs from base 1 to 4410 and encodes 1469 amino acids. Gene Ontology annotation, molecular function: ATP hydrolysis activity; ATP binding; ABC-type transporter activity. NCBI's taxonomy places the organism in Eukaryota, Fungi, Ascomycota, Orbiliomycetes, Orbiliales, Orbiliaceae. Gene Ontology annotation, cellular component: membrane. The transcript is spliced from 8 exons. The record is from RefSeq and is a predicted model, not a curated record.
AUGGAUCAUCACCCUCCUCCUCCUCCUCCUCCUCUUCCUGGUACUGCAAAAGACAACGAAAAAUUACAAUUCGACAAUAUCAAUGAAGACCCUAAUCUUGCCGUGACUGGUGAUGACGGUCUAAUCCAACAUGAGGAAGAUCAAGUUCUCGAGCUUGCCCGAAAAUUUACUAUUAGAUCUAUCCAAGGUUCCCAUGAAUCACCGUUCACUGCACCCCCAGAUGGACCCCUAGACCCUAAGAGCCCCAAUUUCAAGGCCAGAGAAUGGGCCAGGGCGUUCUACAAUGUUAGGUACAAGUCAGACACUGGCGUUCCUCCUAGGGUUGCCGGUUUGGCAUUUAAGAAUCUAAAUGUUUGGGGGACGGGAUCAGUAACAGAUUACCAGUCGAGCGUCGGAAACGCUAUAUUCAAGCUUCCGUCCCUACUCGGCUAUGGCCAAAAUAAAAUCGACAUUCUUCAGGAUAUGAAUGGCCUUUUGCUUCCAGGUGAAAUGCUUUGCGUCCUCGGCCCACCAGGAUCUGGGUGCUCUACAUUGCUUAAGACGAUAGCCGGGGAUACACAUGGCCUCAAAAUUAGUCCAGGGUCACUGAUAAACUAUCAAGGGAUCACUCCCCAGAAGAUGACAACGGCAUUUAAGGGCGAGGCUAUCUACACGGCUGAGGUUGACGCACAUUACCCUCAGUUGUCUGUAGGCGAUACUCUCUACUUUGCCGCUCUAGCUCGUGCUCCAAGCACAAUUCCUGGUGGCGUUGAUCGCAGUGUAUAUGCGACACACCUGCGGGAUGUCAUCAUGGCGAUGUUUGGAAUCAGCCACACUAUCAACACUCGGGUCGGUAAUGAUUUCGUCAGGGGUGUAAGUGGGGGUGAGAGGAAAAGAGUCACGAUUGCCGAGGCGAGUCUAAGUUACGCUCCUUUGCAAUGCUGGGACAACAGCACAAGAGGCUUGGAUUCGGCCAAUGCUGUAGAAUUUUGCAAAACGCUGAGGACCCAAAGUGACGUAUUCGGGUCAACAGCUUGCGUGGCUAUCUACCAAUCCCCACAGGCGGCUUACGAAUUUUUUGAUAAAGUCACAGUUCUUUAUGAAGGCAGGCAAAUUUAUUUUGGGAAAGCCACAGACGCAAGAGCGUACUUCGUUAAUCUUGGUUUUGAUUGCCCAGAAUCGCAGACGACACCUGACUUCCUAACCUCUAUGACCAGCUCUACCGAAAGGUUGAUCCGGCCAGGUUUUGAGGCAACUGCCCCACGGACAUCUGAUGACUUUGUGAGACGCUGGAGAGAGAGCAUGGAUUAUCAACGCCUAGUCCAAGAGAUAGAUGACUAUCACGACGAAUAUCCUUUCGACGGUGAACAUCUCCAGAAAUUUUCCGGGUCAAGAAAGGCAGAAAAAUCUAACAACCAACGCGAAAAUUCGCCGUAUACCCUAUCAUACAUAUCGCAGGUCAAACUUUGUAAUUGGAGAGAGUUACGGAAACUGAAGAACGACCCAUCUAUCCCAAUCGCAAUGCUAGUCACAAAUAUCUUUGAAGCCUUGAUCAUUGCUAGUAUAUUCAUAAACUUGCCCCAAACGACGACUUCGCUUUACCCUCGGGGUGUUGUGCUAUUCAUGAUGAUCCUUUUAAAUGCAUUCUCUUCUCUAAUCGAGAUCAUUUCAUUAUACGCCAAACGUGCAAUUGUCGAAAAACACAACCGUUAUGCACUUUACCACCCGAGCGCAGAAGCUUUGUCUUCGUUCAUCAUGGAUUUACCCUAUAAAAUCACUAACGGCCUGGUAACCAACGUUAUUUUGUAUUUUACAACCGGCCUACGCCGUGAACCAGGCCCGUUUUUCUUCUUUUUCCUCAUAUCCUUUACUAUGACGCUUGCAAUAUCCACAUUUUUCCGCUUCUUCGCCUCAGUAACGAAAACUGUCGAUCAGGCGAUGGCCCCUUCAUCAAUAAUCAUUAUCGCCCUUGUUCUAUACACUGGAUUCUCAAUUCCAGUCCAGUAUAUGAAAGGUUGGGCAUCUUGGAUCAGAUGGGUUAAUCCAAUUAGUUACGGGUUUGAAAGCGUCAUGAUAAAUGAGUUUCACGGCCAAAACUAUCUGUGCUCCGCAUAUAUUCCUUCCGGUCCAGUAUAUGAUGCCGUGAAUCCCGAACAGAGGACAUGUGCAUCGAAAGGAUCUUUGCCGGGGCUCAAUGUCGUCAGCGGAACGGCUUACAUUCAGACAACUUUUGGGUUUCAGGAAAAUCAUAAAUGGCGUAAUUUUGGAAUUCUAGUCGUGUUCGCCGUGGGGCUCAUGGCUUGCCAUCUUCUUACAACAGAGUUAGUGUCAUCCGAGCGUUCGAAAGGUGAGGUUAAGGUAUUCAAAAGAGGUAAAGUUCAUAGUGCAAGAAAAAAAUCAGAACGCGGGGAUGAGGAGGCAGGUAAACCAAUACCCUCACGUCGCCUAGGACAUGACGACGGCAGCCGGACCCCCCCACCUCCCGGGAAGCAAAGUUCAAUUUUUCAUUGGGAGGAUGUUUGCUACGAAGUCCAGAUAAAAGGAGAAACCCGAGUCAUUCUAGAUCAUGUUGACGGAUGGAUCAAGCCGGGAACACUGACAGCCUUGAUGGGUGUAUCUGGGGCGGGGAAAACGACUCUGUUGGAUGUCCUUGCAAGUAGAACUACAACCGGCGUCAUUUCCGGGAAUAUGUUCGUAGAUGGACGUGAUCGUGAUGAAUCUUUUCAGCGGAAAACUGGUUAUGUGCAGCAACAAGACCUACACCUUCAUUCAUCAACAGUCCGAGAGGCACUAAAAUUCAGCGCCUUAUUGAGACAACCUCCGGGUUACUCCUACCAGGAAAAACUAGAUUAUGUGGAUUACAUUAUCGAUUUGUUAGGCAUGGGCGACUACGCCGAUGCAGUUGUUGGAAUACCAGGAUCUGGACUGAACGUUGAGGAGAGAAAGCGUUUGACUAUCGGUGUAGAACUCGCCGCACGGCCAAAAUUACUGUUGUUUUUGGACGAGCCGACGUCUGGGCUAGAUAGCCAAACUUCGUGGUCGAUCUGUAACCUGCUGGAAAGGCUGACGGAAUCCGGACAAGCGAUUUUAUGCACUAUACAUCAGCCCUCUGCAAUGCUCUUCCAACGAUUCGACAGGCUAUUACUACUAGCGAAAGGUGGUAAGACAGUUUAUUUCGGUGAGGUAGGGAAGAACUCAAAUACACUCCUUGACUACUUCGCUCGCAAUGGUGGCGCCCUUUGCGCAAAAAAUGCAAACCCUGCCGAGUAUAUGCUGGAGGUUAUUGGUGCAGCUCCUGGUACGCAUUCGGAGAUUGAUUGGCCAUCAGUGUGGAAACUGAGCCCGGAGUAUCGUGAGGUCAGACUGGAGCUAGCAAGACUUAGAGACCCCGCCGGCAGCCCAUCUGCGGUUGCAGAUGAAGUUAUUUCUGGUGUCCAACAAUUCGCUGCCCCUUUCACAGCGCAGCUCUUUCUGGUCUUGAAAAGAGUCUUCGAGCAGUAUUGGAGAACUCCAUCUUACAUAUAUUCCAAAAUGCUGUUAGCUGUCGGUUGUUCUAUGCUCAUAGGAUUUUCAUUCUUUAUGAGUGAAAAUACUAUGCAGGGCCUAAACAAUCAAAUGUUUGGUGUCUUUGCCUUUAUUUUUGUUAUUAUUACUGUUAUUAUGCAAAUAAUACCAGUCUUCGUCACUCAAAGAACACUCUAUGAAGCCCGAGAGCGACAAUCGAGAACUUACAGCUGGCAAGCGUUCAUCCUUUCAAAUUUAAUAGUUGAAUUUGCAUGGAAUUCUGCAACUGGAAUUCUAUGCUUUUUGGUCUGGUAUUACCCUAUGGGGCUUUACAGGAACGCGGAGUAUACUGAUGCAGUUCAUGCACGAGGGACACUCGUGGUUCUUUUAAUUUGGGUGAUAUUUAUGUUCGCCAGUUCAUUUGCGAUUAUGAUGAUUUCUGGAAUCGAAAAUCCUGAAGUGGCAUCCGCCAAUUCAAACGCACUAUCUAUAAUGAUGUAUGCCUUCUGUGGUAUUCUCGCAGGGCCAAAAACCCUUCCUGGGUUCUGGAUUUUUAUGUAUCGUGUCAAUCCUCUCACAUAUUUCACAUCGAGCUUUAUGGCCACGACGCUAGCAAAUGCGCCGGUCCAUUGUUCAGAGAACGAAUACCAGGAGUUUAAGGCACCAGAUGGAUUGACUUGUGGCGAAUAUUUAGAACCAUACUUAUCCGAGGCUGGCGGCUACAUCUUAGAUCCCCUCGCCUCAGGUUUGGAAAGCUGCCGGUAUUGUCAAAUGGAUGGGACAAACGCAUUCUUAGUGGGUAUCAACUCGGACUUUUCAGAAAGGUGGAGGAACUUCGGGAUUGUGUGGGUUUAUGUUAUAUUCAACACCGCUAUUGCUAUCCUCUUUUACUGGUUGUUUAGGGUUCCAAAGGGGAAGAAAACAUAG